Messenger RNA from Tarenaya hassleriana, 1031 nucleotides. Its product is annotated as transcription factor MYB21-like. Gene Ontology annotation, cellular component: nucleus. The transcript is spliced from 3 exons. Gene Ontology annotation, biological process: regulation of DNA-templated transcription. Gene Ontology annotation, molecular function: sequence-specific DNA binding; DNA-binding transcription factor activity. Lineage: Eukaryota; Viridiplantae; Streptophyta; Magnoliopsida; Brassicales; Cleomaceae. The record is from RefSeq and is a predicted model, not a curated record. The coding region runs from base 263 to 886 and encodes 207 amino acids.
GUUAAGGAAAUUGAUUUAAUUAAUUUUCUUAAUCUUGUAUUAAUAGAUUCAAUUAAUGGUUCUUAAUGACGCAGUAAAUAUCAUCUUAUAAGCUCUUUCUAUAAAAGCAGCAGCUACCCUCACUCCACACUCAAUAUCACCAUCUAUAUCUCUCUCCUCUUCUUUCUCUCUCUAAAAAUAUCUUAUACAUAGAUCGACAAUAUAGUGAAUACAUAUAAUAUACUAAUAAUAAUAUAAUAAUCUGCAGGGAAAAUAAAUAAAAAUGGAGAGGAGAGGAAGUGGCAUUGUUUCGGGAGAGGAGGAUGUGAGGAAAGGGCCAUGGACGAUGGAAGAAGAUCUGAUUCUAAUAAACUACAUCUCCAACCACGGCGAAGGGGUUUGGAACUCUCUUGCCAAAGCCGCAGGUCUAAAACGCACCGGAAAAAGUUGUCGGCUGCGGUGGCUGAACUAUCUCCGCCCCGACUUAAGACGUGGAAACAUCACUUCGGAGGAGCAGCUCGUCAUCAUGGAACUGCAUGCAAAGUGGGGAAACAGAUGGUCAAAAAUCGCAAAGCAUCUCCCAGGAAGAACCGACAACGAGAUCAAGAAUUUUUGGAGGACAAGGGUCCAAAAAUACAUCAAGCAAGCCGAAACGACGUCGUCAGUUGGAUCACAGGGCUCAGAGAUCAACGAUCAAGCGGGCUCGAGCCAAAUCUUCGGUACACAGCAAGAAGCGACGGAGACAUACUAUCCGACCACGUCGUAUCAAGGAAACAUGGAACUGAACUACGACUCUCCUAUGUCGUCGGAAUGGCUGAUGCCAAUGCCGAUGCAGAUCGAUCAGACCGGAGAAAACUAUUGGACCAUGGAUGAUAUAUGGUCCAUGCAAUUACUUAAUGGUAAUUAGUUUACGCAAAAAAAAAAAAAAAGGGUCAUGUUAGGCCUGCUAUAUACUUUCAUAUUGAUGUAAGUACCUCAUGGUUAGUACUUUUCCACUUAAUGUGGCUUGUUUCCAUGUUUAGUGAUAUACUUAAGGUAAGGGGUGGGGGAUA